ACUGCAACCCUUACGGAGCGUGGCGCUCAUUACCACAUACAACCCGAGACUGGGGCCUUCUCUGGGCUGAAAUUUGGGGUGUGUGUGUGUGUGUGUGUGUGUGUGUAUGGGGGGCAUCUGAACGCCUGUAACCAGCUGUGCGUGGGUGGAAGAGCCUGGGCUGCAACCAGCAACCUCAGACUAGGGAGAGGCCGCAGCGGCCCGGUCGGCUGCAGCCACCUCCUGCCCAGCUGCGACUCCGCCCGCGCGUGGCGGCGGCACCGGGAAGGCCAGGCAGAGGCAACACCACACGGGCGGGCUUGUUGCCGGGCCGCUUGGAACGCUGGGCCGGGGCGUUCGGGUUCCGGUGUCACCAUGGCGACCGGACGCGGCUGGAUCCUGCAGCAGCACGGCCUGGGGCUGGCGUGGGCAGCGGCUGCUCCCCAGCGCCUGGCGCCGCCCGCCCUCCCCAGCCGGAGCUUCCUGUCCUCCGCGGCUCCUCCUCCGGGCCCGGACCGCGGCAGCUUCGCCCUCAGUAAGAGGUCAGGAAUCUUCACUGCCAUGUCUGCGAAACUAUCUGAAACCCAAAAUAUUUGCAUUCAAAGGCAUUAUCAGAAGACUUCUAUGAAAUCAAAAUCUUGCCCAUGCAUUGAGAGUAUGCCAUCAGAGAUACUCCUGAAGAUAUUUUCUUAUUUGGAUGCUGUAUCCCUGUUGUGUAUCGGUUGUGUGAAUAAACGCUUCUAUCAUCUGGCCAGUGACAAUGUGAUCUGGUUCAAAAUUUACUCCAGUUUUUUUCCACCUAAAAGAACAAAUUGGAAAACUAACUCUGUUGAAAAAACAGCUGUCUUACUAAGCCAUGCUAUGAUUCAGGACAGAGAAUUGGGAUAUUGGAAGAACGAAUAUAUCAUGAAACAAAUAGCAGCUGGCAAAACUAGAAUAAUUCAGCUUCUGAAACCUAGAAACCCUUACACUGGCCUUCCACUUAAAACCAAAGAGGCUAUCAAAACAUGUGAUUUGAAUUGGGUGAUUGUACUGAAGGACAGAAAUGGAAAGGAACAUGUAAUGGAGCAGGUGGACAUCUCUUUUAAUGACACAUCUGUUACUGUAUUUUGGUAUGGUACAAACUGGCCAUGUUUAGACACCUUGUCAACUCUGGAAUUAUGUGGAGUGACACCAUUGCUUCUUGACCAAUGUAAAGUUCCCCCCAAGAAUGGACCACGGCGACGUUCCUUAAUUGCUGAGUUCAACCUUACUAACCUCACUAAAGUGACAACAAUGAUUGGUUCUGACAUGCUUGUGCAACUUUUCCAUCUGAACCCAGGACUCCUGGUGGGUCUCUGGAAGAAAGGAAAUGGAAUUGCUUUUGUUACGGCAAGUCUUCAUCAUCAUCAACUUAUUGAGAGAAGCACUUUGGGCUCUGCCACUAUACAAUAUAUCCUGCCCCCUCAUAAACCUCUACUGGAUGAUGUUGACCCAGAAUAUGGACUGCAUGGCUACCAACUACAUAUUGAUAUGCACAGCGGAGGACAUACUUACAUGUGUGGUACAUUUCGCAAUCUAUUCUGCAGAAAAGAUUACAUUCAAAAUGGAUACUUGAGGCUCACAGUUAUAAGUUUAAAAAAUAAUUCACAACAUUUACCUCUUGCUGGGAAAGUUGGCUUCUUCUGGAGAACUGAUGUGUUUAAAGGCAGCGUACAGAACUGUUACAUGAUGGAUGUGACCCUCUUGGAUGAAACAGAAAAACCCUUCUGGUGUUUCAGUGCCCCAGUCUACAUGAAACUUUCUUCCAAGGCAUCCUGCCUUUAUGACUAUAUGGGCCAAAACUAUGACUUAAACUAUGUGGAUUCAGAGGGGAAAGUCCACAUUGAGCUGGUUUGGGUAGAAGAAACCAAGGAAUACUAUAUAGUCAAUCUGGUUCUUUAUCUAAGCACUGAAAAAGUUAACCGCUGGUUUGGAACAAAAUACUGAUUCUAAUAAUUUGAGCAGCUACUUUCCCUGCUGGUAAUUAGUUGAUUUUUUGUGGGAAGGAGGUGGGGAUUAAGGUUGAAAUGAACCCCACAAUCCAGGUGCUACAAGUUGUUUUGUGCUUUAUUUACUGAAAACUAGGAAGUGUAGUCACUUCUUUAUUUUUAUUAUUGUUUUCACUUUUGUUAUUGGGGAGGGAAGUUUAAACAUAAAAAGUAAUGGCUUUCCUGUGAAGCACUGUGAUGUAUGCUACUCUCUGUUGCAAGUACUGGGCAUGAUCAGGGUAAAAAGAUCAGUGUCACUCGAUACAGUAUUAUCUGGCACAGUCAGAUAUGUAAUGCUGCUUCUGAAACAGAUACUGUAAAUAUGACUGUGUUCUCUCUCCAUAUUUGUAUGUUCUACACUGUUUCUAAGAUCUUAAAAACCACCUUGAAAAACUCAACUCUAUGAAGUCUGAAGGAACAAAACAAUGCCAGAGUGUUGUUGAGUGAGCCUCUGUGCUACUCUCCUUUAGAUAAUUAUGAGAAACUAUUGCUAAAUGACCAAAUUUAUGCAGAGGAGGUAUUUUUAAUCGUAAUUUAUCAUUUAAAAUUCACUGUGGUAGGGGCUUUAAGGAUUUAGAUUGAAAGACACAGGGAUGACCAAUGUGGGGAAGAAGGCUUUUGCCAAGGGAAAGACUUCUAUAGACCCUUUUCUUAAAAGUUGACUGCUAAACUGCUGUUGGGUCAGAGGAAAAAAUGCAGUUGUUUUAAUUUGGUUGCAUGUAUUGUGUUCCAUGUCUGAAAGCACUGAAGCCCUUAGGUAGGAACUGAAAGUGAUUUAUGUUGGCCCCUAAAUAAGGGGUCUGAUCUUGUUUUCCCCAGAGGAGCUGAGCGUCAUCAGUUCCUAGUGACAUAGUUAAGAUUCAGUUACUUAAAUAGUUGAUGGGUACCUAAAAUACUGCUUUUAGUAUCUAUCUGUAGGCACUUGUUUGAAAAUUUUGUUUUGUAUGUUUAAUGUUUCAAGCUACUUGGUUGUACCUUGUGGAGUCCAAUCCUGUACGCCUUACUUGAAAUCCAUUGGGAGUUUUGCCUGAGGGAGAUAUGUGGCAUUGGCACAAUUGUGUCUUUUUAGUAAUGUUGAUAAUGUUCCUGUAUAGUUUGUUACAAAUAGAUACAUUUUGUUUUGUUUCCAAGUACUUCCUAUUACAGAUGAGGUUGUCCGACCAUAAUUACUUAUUUGUUGUCUUCUGUGACUUGUUUUUAACUGUGGCAAAAGUGAUUUGCUUUAAUAUGUGUUUAUUUGCCUCCUGUCUCUAUAGUCACUUGCAUAUAUGAGCCAGAUAUUUAAACAAUUGCUGAGUUUAAGUAUUUGUCCUUUGCAUUACAGAUAUAGUGAUUCUUUUUGUUACUUUGAUUUUUAAAUUUGUUUACUGUUUUCUUUGAAUUCAAAGAUAUUAAGUAAAGAAAAUAGAAAAGGUGGGUUGGUUCAGCAAUAUGUUUACAGUUUAACGUCUGCGUAACCUCGCCUAAUCAAGAAACAAAAUGUCUGUGCCUUUUUAAUGGCCAAUCAACAUUACUUCUGCUUCUCUGCUUCAGACCAGCCAUAUUCUUAUUCUCCUUCCCCCUCCCCAUCCCACUCCCCUGCCGUUGCCUUUCCUGGCUAUUUUAUAAUGAUGGGUAGGGCAUGCGCAACGGUGUGCAAGCAGGAACAUAGGACUCCCCAAUAAUCAUCUCUGCCACUGUCUGCAGCUUCUGCCCUGACCCCCGCCCUGGGAUUCCCUCCCCCAAGCUCCUCCUCCCCCAUUUCUGCCGGGGGUGGGAGUCGGGCUGAGCUCGGCUGAAGAGAUGUGCCUGGGAAAGGCACUCCAGCUAGCGCUCCUGCUGAGCCCUACUCAAUGGCACCCAGAGCAGGGAAGCUGGGCCUGUGAGAGGGGGCCUUGGAAGCCUGCUGAGCCCCGUCCCUUCCUCGCCUGCAGCCUCCAGUAAGUAUUUGAAGCCUGGGACAAUGGCGUGAGGGAGGCAGCAGGGCACAGGGGAAUAGGUGGAGAACCUGGGGAAGCAGCAGGGCCUGGAGGCAUUGGGUGGGGGGCUAAUGUUUAAAGUGCCCCCCCAAGUAGUCACAUAUAAAUUCCUGCGCAUGCCCUUGAAAACAGGGAACUCCUAGGGCUGCCAACUUUCUAAUCACACACAACCGAACAUGCUUGCCCUGCCCCUUCUCCAAGGCCCGACCUGCUCACCUCCUCCCCCCUCCCUCCAUCACUCCUUCCCCCUCACUCAUUUGCACUGGGCUGGGGAGGGUCCUGUAACCCUAUUAAUUUAGCAUGUUCAAGAAGAUCACUGAUAACUGGAGCUGAAUGGAGGACAACAAUUCCAUUCUAUGGCAACUCUUGAGAUUUUGACCUUUGUUUUUGUUCUGCAUUGGAAUAACAAAAGCUUUCAAAUGUUUUCUCAAAAACAGAAUUAUGUCCAAGUGUCUGUCUGUGGUUUUUUUUAUCAAGCCUGAGCUUUUUGAUUGGGGAAGGUAGAGAGGAGGUGUGUGUAUUACAGGUGUAGCCAUAACCUGGUGGUUAGGGGGCUGGGUCUAGGAGGCUGAGGCACAAGUCCCUGCUCUUCCUGAUUCACAGCAGAAUUUUCAAUCCCAGAUCACUUUAUAAUCAGGCAGAUCAGAGACUUGGACCUGGGUCUCCCAUAUUCCAGGACAGCGCCGUGAUCACCAAGCUAUAGAGCAAGACAGAGAGCAUUGGACUCUCUUUCCGCCCCCCCGCCACCCGAUAAAUAUUGUAUGUUGAAAUGGGUACAUCUUCAUAAAACAUUUCAGCUUUGAUGAAACUUCAUUUCCUUGAAAAAUAUUCCAAUCUAACACCAACGGGUUGUCUGUCUGAGGCUAAACAGUCAUUUACUUCUUCAACACAAAGAGAAGUUUCUUUAAGGUACUGUAUUAAAUUGCACUGAGAUAUAAAAAUGAAAUUAGAUUGAAAGACAUGUUUACUUCUCUGUUUUAGUUUAAAAACAAAGCAUUUGGUUUUAUAGCAUGAGGCAUCUUGGAGGAGUGGGACUUGUCAGACUAUUAUGUACCACAAAAUGGAUCUUAUCACACAGUGGGCACCUGACCAUAAGAAAUCACAAAUCUGAGGGUCCAGCCAGGAAUCUUGGUCGUAUUCUGAAUGCAUUUUCUGCAACACAGACUGCAUGAUUUGGAUUAGGAAAGGAAGUUAUCCUGAUUAAUCCAACUCUUUGCUGCUGAAAAACAUGCUUUGCAGAAACUACCUGAAGCCUGAAUCCCAAGUAAGGGGAAAAAUUCAUAGGGAGGAGUUGCAGACCAAGCUGGAUGAGCAAGCAUCUUAAACUGGUGAUUAAGAGAAAGCAGAAAGCAUUCCAGGAAUGGAAGAUGGGAUGGAUCAGCAAAGAAAGCUACUACUUGGAGGUCAGAAAGUGUAGGGAUAAAGCGAGAGCUGCCAAAAGCCAAGCAGAGUUGGAUCUUGCAAAGGAAAUUAAAACAAAUAGCAAAAGAUUUUAUAGCCAUAUAAAUAAAAAGAAAACAAGGAAAGAAGUGGGACCAUUAAGCACUGAGGAUGGGGUGGAGAUUAAAGAUAAUCUAGGCAUAGCCCAAUGCCUAAACAAAUAUUUUGCCUCAGUUUUUAAUAAGAGUGGCCGGGUGGCUAAUGGGAACAACGAUAUGAAAGUAGAAAUUACCACAUCUGAGGCGGAAGUCAAAAUCAAACAUCUUAAUGGGAUUAUAUUGGAGGGUCUGGAUAAUCUCCAUCUGAGAAUAUUAAAGGGACUGGCACAUGAGAUUGCAAAACCAAUAGCAAGGAUUUUUAAUGAAUCUGUAAUUAAACUUGGGGAUCAUACCUAUGAUUGGAAAAUUGAUAAUAUAGUUCCUAUUUUUAAGAAAGGGGGAAAGAGUGAUCCGGGAAAUUAUAGGCCUGUUAGUUUGACCUCAAUUAUAUGGAAGGUCUUGGAACAAAUUUGGAAAGAGAACUAGUUAAAGACACAGAGGUGAAUGGUAGCUGGGAUAAAAUACAACAUGGUUUUGCAAAAGGUAGAUCAUGCCAGAUCAACCUGAUCUUCUUUGAGAAGAUAACUGAUUUUUUAGACAAAGAAAUCUACCUGGAUUUCAGUAAGGCAUUUGAUACAGUUCCAUAUGGGAAAUUAUUAGUUAAAUUGGAGAAGAUGGGGAUUAAUAUGAGAAUUGAAAGGUGGAUAAGGAACUGGUUAAAGGGGAGACUACAACAGGUCAUGCUGAAAGUUGAACUGUCAGGCUGGAGGGAGGUUACUAGUGCAGUUCCUCAGGGAUAGGUCUUGGGACCAAUCUUAUUUAACAUUUUUAUCACUGACAUUGGCACAAAAAGUGAGUGUGUGCUAAUAACAUUUGCGGUUAACACAAAGUUGGGAGGUAUUGCGAAUACGGAGGAGGACCAGAAUAUCAUACAAGAAGAACUGGAUGAUCUUGAAAACUGGAGUAAUAGAAAUAGGAUGAAAUUUAAUAGUGCAAAGUGUAACGUUAUGCACCCAAGGACUAACAGCAAGAAUUUUUGCUAUAAGCUGGGGACUUAUCAGUUGGAUGUGACAGAAGAGGAUAAAUACAUGGGUGUAUUGGUUGAUCACAGGAUGACUAUGAACCACCAAUGUGAUGCAGCCAUGAAAGAGGCUAAUGCAGUCCUAGGAUGCAUCAGGCUAGGUACUUCCAGUAGAGACAGGGAAGUGUUAGUACCAUUAUACAAGACACUGGUGAGACCUUGUCUGGAAUACUGUGUGCAAUUCUGGUCUCCCAUGUUUAAGAAAGAUGAAUUCAAACUAGAAAAUGUGCAGAGAAGGGCUAUUAGGAUGAUCUGAGGAAUGGAAAACCUACCUUAUGGGAGGAGAGUCGAAGAGCUUGGCUGGUUUAACCUAACCAAAUGAAGGGUGAAUAUGAUUGCUCUUUAUAAAUAUGUCAGCGGGAUAAAUACCAGGAAGGGAGAGGAGUUAUUUAAGUGCCAAUGUGGACACAAGAACAAAUAGAUAUAAACUGGCCAUCAAUAAGUUUAGGCUUGAAAUUAGAUGAAGGUUUCUAACCAUCAGAAGAGUGAAGUUCUGGAACACCCUUCCAAGGUGAACAGUGAGGCAAAAACCUAACUGGCUUCAAGUUGAGCUUGAUAAAUGUAUGGAGGUCAUGAGAGUGCUUACAAUGGCAGGUAGCUGAUCUGUGACUGCUAGCAGCAAAUAUCACCAGCAAGAAUCCCAGUGAUAGGACACUAGAUGGGGAGGGCUCUGAGUUACUACAGAGAAUUCUUUCCCAGGUGUCUGGCUGGUGGGUCUUGCCAUAUCCUAGAAUUUCAGGGUUGGAAGGGACCUCAGGAGGUCAUCCCAGCCAGGGCUUUGUCAAGCCUGACCUUAAAAACCUCUAAGGAAGGAGAUUCCACCACCUCCCUAGGUAACACAUUCCAGUGCUUCAUCACCCUCCUAGGGAAAAAGGUUUUCCUAAUAUCCAGCCUAAACCUCAUCCACUGCAACUUGAGACCAUUACUCCUUGUUCUGUCAUCUGCUACCACUGAGAACAGUCUAGAUCCAUCCUCUUUGGAACCCCCUUUCAGGUAGUUGAAAGCAGCUAUCAAAUCCCCCCUCAUUCUUCUCUUCUGCAGACUAAACAAUCCCAGUUCCCUCAGCCUCUCCUCAUAAGUCAUGUGUUCCAGUCCCCUAAUCAAUUUUGUUGCCCUCCGCUGGACGCCGCUGGACGCUUUCCAAUUUUUCCACAUCCUUCUUGUAGUGUGGGGCCCAAAACUGGACACAGUACUCCAGAUGAGGCCUCACCAAUGUCGAAUAGAGGGGAACGAUCAUGUCCCUUGAUCUGCUGGCAAUGCCCCUACUUAUACAGCCCCAAAUGCCAUUAGCCUUCUUGGCAACAAGGGCACACUGUUGACUUAUACCCAGCUUCUUGUCCAUUGUAACCCCUAGGUCCUUUUCUGCAGAACCGUUGCCUAGCCAUUUGGUCUCUAGUCUGUACAAUGCAUGGGAUUCUUCCAUCCUAAGUGCAGGACUCUACACUUGUCUUUGUUGAACCUCAUCAGAUUUCUUUUGGCCCAAUCCUCUAAUUUGUCUAGGGCCCUCUGUAUCCUAUCCCUACCCUCCAGCGUAUCUACCGCUCCUUAUGCUUAGGAUCUAACUGAUUGCCAUAUUUGGGGUUGGGAAGGAAUUUUCCCCCAGGACAGAUUGGUAGAGACCCUGGGCUUUUUUUGCCGUUUUUUACAGCAUGGGGGUCACUUGCAGGUUUAAACUAGUGUAAAAGGUGGAUUCUCUGUAACUUGAAGUCUUUAAAUCAUGAUUUAAGGACUUCAGUUAUUCAGCCAAAGGCUGUGGGUCUAUUACAGGAGUGGGUGGGUGAGGUUCUGUAGCCUGCAAUGUGCAGAAGGUCAGACUAGAUGAUCAUGGUGGUCCCUUCGGGCCUUAAAGUCUGUGAGUCUACAUAACUCCUGGAGGCAAAAAAGCAAGUUUGCCAAUAGUAGGUUAAAUGACCGUUUCAAAGCAUGAGUUUAAUAUCCUCAUUGGUAGUGUUUUUGACUUAAAAACAAAAUAGAAGCCUUCAUUUUUAGCAAACUGUGUGGUGUGGAAGGUGCUGGAAUGACAGACCCUGAAGUGCGCUAUGCACAGACAAGUGCUGCAUGGGCAGCAGCAGCUUAAACUGCUUUACCAGUGUGUCUCAUGUCUGUAUUUGAAGGACCACCUUUAGCGGAGAAAGGAUAGUUCAGCUUCCAUAUCCUUUCAGCCUUGGGCCUCAUUUCACUAGGGUGCAGAUUAGGUCAGGUUGCAUUGACAACUUUGUGAUGUGAACACACUUGUCCUCUGAGACCUGGCGUGAAACCACCAAACUCAUUUUACACUGGCCACCAAACAGCCAGUGGAUGGUUACAACCUUCUACCAGUACUGACUUGAAAUGAAUUUGUUGUAUUAAUAUUUUAUAUUUCCAGUGUAAAACACAUGAGAACUUUUAUUCAUUUAAAUGUCUUUUCAACUAAAAAUGCUAAAUUAUGCAAAGGAAACAGUGUAACAAACACAAUGUAACAGCAUAAUAAAAACUGGUCAAGAAAAUAUACUUGCUGUAGUCUUUAAAAACUGAUAGAAAUCUAAUGAUCUGCCAUUUGUUUUAUUAAGGGAGCCCAUGGGGAAAGGGAUAACAAGUCUUUAAUAACCUUAUCAUUUAUCAACUUGCACACAGUGAAAGUGGAUAACAGUUAAACUGGGAACACUUCUAUUACAGAUUAACUCUCAUUAGCUACUUGGUCUCUACAAAUGUUGAAUCCCAAAAGAAACUACUUUCCAUUCCAAUUUUGUUCAAAACUCUUCCAGGGCAUGACAAGUUCACUUACCCACAGCAAAGUUGGGAACAGAAUUAACCCUAAACUAACUGACUUUUAAUUUUAAAAAUUAUGUUCCUAGCUGUUAGGGUUGUGAAGAUGUUUGGAAUAAUGUAAAUCAAUGCAGUCCUGCUGUCUUUUUGGGUCUUCAGACCAACAACUCCUGUGCAUUUCUUACUACUUAUGAGGGCUUGUCUACAUCACCUGCUGGAUUGACGGGCAGUGAUCGAUCCAGCGGGGGUCGAUUUAUCGCUUCCAGUCUAGACGCGAUAAAUCGAGCGCUCUCCCAUCGACUCUGGUACUCCACCGGAGCGAGAGGCACAGGCGGAGUCGAUGGGGGAGCAUCAGCUGUCGACUUACCACAGUGAGGGCACCACUGUAAGUAGAUCUAAGUACAUCGACUUCAGCUACGUUAUUCACGUAGCUGAAGUUGCGUAACUUAGAUCGAUUUCCCCCCCUCCCCCCCAGUGUAGACCAGGCCUGAGUUAGCAACAGAAUUAAAUUAACACACUCUGAUCAUUUCCAUUUAUGUCUCUGCUAUUCAGAACCCCGUAGAUAGCAACAAAACGGACAAGGAUCAUCUUGAUUUCACUCUGAUGGUGGAUAGAAAAGCUAUAAACAGCACCAAGGGAGAGGAGGGCGUGAUGAAAAAAGGAGGCUGGUAUGACGGACCUCGCUGGUUUGCCUCUUCACCUCAAUCAUAGAAUAUCAGGGUUGGAAGGGACCCUGGAGGUCAUCUAAUCCGACCCCUGCUCAAAGCAGGACCAGUCCCCAAUUUUUGCCCCAGAUCCCUAAAUGGCCCCCUCAAGGAUGACCUGGGUUUAGAGGGCCAAUGCGCAAACCACUGAGUUAUCUCUCCCCCAUCAAAGAAAAGGGCAGUUUGGGGAUCUUGAUUCUUAGCAGUAUGAGACAAACCCAACUUAAAGUUUACCAAGAGGUGGCUGCAUAACAGUCGUAAUAAAUAUCUCAGUCACUCCUAGAUGUGACAGCAAUACGUUGCUCGAUUUUGUGUGUCAGUUUCUAGUGAAUGGCUGAUGGCUUUACUCUGUCUGGAAACAAAGAUUGAGUUUCCAUAUGCACUCCUAUUAAUAGGCCUGUGGUUGGCCUGAUUCUCUUUACAUCUGUUUUACACUGCUGUAACUAUUGACUUCAGUGGAGUUACUCUUGAUUUAUUUGGCAGCAGAAUCAAACCCAGCUUGCAUGAACUGGAUCCUGUAAUGAUGUAUGUAUUGCCUGAUAGGCGCGUCCAUGUUUUUCAGUUCCUCAUAUGGUUGCAUAUUACUGUUUUGUAAAAGUAAAAAAUACUAUCUUGAAGCUCUAUUAAGAGCAAUGGGAUAUGAGGGAAAUAGCAUCAGCAGUUAAAAGGGGGACAAAAAUCAAAGGCCAAAAUUAUUUUGAAAUAAUACUUGCUUAUUCAGUAACCAUUCUUAUACCCUUCCAGCCUACGCAGAGUUAUAGGGGAUGGUUGGGAGAAAUCGGGCUUAGAGUCCUCUGUAUGUCUUGUCAUCUUUUAAACAACCAAAGGGAACUGAUAGGCAAAAGAAACCACGUGAGCGGAAAAGACAGCAUCCAUAAAAAUACUUACUGGACACAGAGACCAUAAAUCAGAGUAUUCCAUAAUUAUUUAUUAUGGAGUUUCUUGCACCUUCCUCUAAGGCAUCUGGUAUUGGAGUUGUGCUUUUGGCUUAGAUUAGAUGGACAACUAGUCUGAUCUGCUGUGGCAAUCUCUAUGACAUAUUAUUGCUACUAGUAAGUUAAAGCAAAUCCAAAAAUGAAGAAAACUUUUUGUUUUUAUACAUUUUCAAAGACAAACUCAUCUAAGUGAAAAAGAGAAACUGCCAGCAAUUUUAAGUGUGUAUAUUUAACUACUAUGUUUUAAAAGGGUAAUUUACCUGGUAGGCAAGCAUAAAAACAGUAGUUAUGUUUAUUUUAUUACAUGUAUAAUAGUGUUCAGUUAAUGUAAUGAGCUUAAAUUGCCUUGAAAAGAGAUCAAUGGGUACGAAAGAGUGAUUUAACCAAAAUGAUUGUAGCAAUUCAGAAAUUUGUCUUUUUUUACAGAAAGCUACAUCAAAAUGUUAACCCUGCUGUUGUCAUUGGUGGCCUACUGCAUAAAUAAAUUACUUUAUUUGUGUC
Molecule: messenger RNA, 11390 nt
Organism: Caretta caretta (loggerhead turtle)
Lineage: Eukaryota; Metazoa; Chordata; Testudines; Cheloniidae
Gene: FBXO15
Product: F-box protein 15
Cellular component (GO): SCF ubiquitin ligase complex
Molecular function (GO): protein binding
Source: RefSeq, a predicted model, not a curated record